UACAGGUGUCAGAGUUUGGACAGUGUACAUGUAUUUGACUUCGAACAACGCACCCCCUAGGUACCACCGCUAACUAUGACUGUAGAGGGACAGUAGGAAGAACUUUAGCUCUACGGGAAAUUUGGAUUGACAUACCAUAGAGAUAAAAGAGAAAUGGAGGAGAGAGAACCGUCUACGAGUCGUCAGAGCAACCCCGAACAGCCUCAGCCAUGGACUGCCGAGAGCCCCCCACCCAGCCGCUCGAGCCCUCCGCCCCAGACUCUGACCCCCGUCCAGUCCAUUCAAAACAAUGAAGAAGACCAGGAUUUCCAUAAAAUUCCAGAACAAGGAACUCAACAAAGUAAAGGAUGCUUAAAGAAACUGAAGCACGGACUCAAGUCUCUGUGGACGACUCGUCUCACCCUGGAGUCGGACGACAAGAAGCUCCAGGUCCGGACCACACUGAAGGAGCUGGUGGUCUACAUCCUCUUUCUUGUGCUGCUCUCCAUAGUGGCGAUCGGCAUGACCAGCACAUCGAUGUACUACGUCACAAAAGUCAUGAGCGAGUUAUUUUUGGACUCAAGUUCCGGAAGCGUGUCCUUCCGGACCGUUGGGAGUGUCGGAGACACGUGGACGUUUCUUCAAGGAAUCCUGCCCUCCGCCCUCCACUGGAACCUCUGGUACAACCGCUCACUCCCCUCCUCGUUUGUCUUUUACGAGAACAAACUGCUGGGAUUGCCCCGAAUCCGACAACUGAAGGUCAGCAACAACUCCUGUGUUGUGCAUGAAUAUUUUCGUGACAUCAUCUUUGAUUGCUAUGGUGAAUAUUCGGAAUCAAAUGAAGAUAGAAACAGUAAAUAUGAUGUCGACAAUUACACGGCUUUCACGUAUCAGUCCGAGGCCUCACUGGAUGGAAGCAGCAGUGAGGGUAAGCUGACGUCAUACAGCGGGGGAGGGUUCGUGCAGAAUCUGGGAACGACUAAGUUACAAACGACACAGAUUAUGGAGCACUUGUUCAGGAAGAGCUGGAUCACUCGAGGAACACGGGCUUUGUUCAUAGAUUUCACCGUGUAUAACGCCAACGUGAACCUGUUCUGCGUGGUCAGACUCUCAGUAGAGUUCCCAGCCACGGGAGGAGCGAUGACGUCAUGGAGUUUCCGCACGGUGAAACUACUGCGCUAUGUGACCGUCUUUGAUUUUUUCGUCCUGGCCUGUGAAGGAUUCUUCGCCUUUUUUAUUCUGUACUAUAUCAUAGAGGAGCUGCUAGAGAUAUCACAUGUCAAGCUUGCGUACUUCAAGAGUGUCUGGAACCUUCUGGACAUUACGGUCAUCAUUAUAUCAAUCGUUAUCUUGGUGUUUGACGUCUACAGAACCGUCACCGUGGACAAAAAGCUCAAGGAAUUGACCAACAAACCCGACCAGUUCCAAGACUUCGACUUCAUUAGUCUCUGGCAAAUACGUUUUGACAACGCCAUUGCUAUAACUGUCUUCAUUGCCUGGGUCAAGCUUUUUAAAUACGUCAGUUUUAACAAAACGAUGACACAACUGACGUCGACUCUUGCUCGUUGUGCCAAGGACCUGGCGGGGUUCGCUGUGAUGUAUUUCAUCGUCUUUCUGGCUUUCACACAGCUGGGGUAUUUACUGUUUGGGUCCAAGCUCAAAGAUUUCAGCGAUUUUACGAGUUCGUUUUUUGCCCUCUUCAACAUCAUACUCGGCAGUUUUGAUUUCUACGCGCUCCGUGAAGUGGACCCCUACCUGGGCCCCACAUUCUUCAUGCUAUUCAUCUUCUUCAUCUUCUUCAUAUUGGUCAACAUGUUCCUGGCCAUCAUUAACGACACGUACUCCGAGGUGAAGAGCGAGCUGGCCAAUCAGAGCGACGACUUCCAGAUCUCCGACUACUUCCUCACUAGAUAUAGAAAAACGCUGGGCAAGAUCCACGCUAAAGAGGACCGUGUGUUGGACUUGGACGACGUGCUGAAGUACGCUGACGCCAACGCUGACGGCAAGAUAGACUUUGAUGAAUGGAGACAGGAUCUGAUCAAACGUGGUUAUGCCAAUGGCGAAAUCGAGGCUCUAUUUUGUAAAUAUGACGCGGACGGUUCCCGGUACCUGGACCAAGAAGAACAAAUGAGGCUCCGCCAGGAUCUUGAGAAACAAAAGGAACAGAUAACCAAGGACUAUGACCAUCUCAACGAGACCCAGAAUCAGGCCAGCGAAAAUGAUGACAGCGACAACGACUCCGUCACGGGUGGAUCCGCUCCCCGCGGCACUAGGGGCGGGUUCUCGGGUGUGCUGUAUGAGGAGUACACUCACCUGUGUCGCCGGGUGGAGCGGAUGGAACACGCUGUGGGCGGGAUCAUCGGUAAAAUCGACGCCGUUCUCUCUAAACUAGCCAAUCUGGAAAAGGCGAAGAUCCGGAGACGUGACGCCAUUGCCAAGAUCCUGAAUUAUUUAAGUGAGGGAGACAACAAAGAUCAGGUCAACAAGGAAAUGAUCGAGUCCAUGCUAAAACAGGAACUGUCGCAGCAGGAGGGGGAGGAGACAGGCACCGGCCAAUCAGAGGGGUCCUUGCCAACCUCCAUCAGAGAAUCCCCUGAAGUCACGUGCUACACCGACAAUGAAGAAGACAAGACCUAUGAAUAAAAUUUACAGCCGAACAAAUAAGAAGCUUUUAUAAACUGUGCACAUGUUAUAGUCUAGAAUUUCACCCAGCAGAAUAGAUUAACAUGAAUGUUAACGUUGUAUGGCGUUAUUGACCUCAGUUAACUCAUUGUAAUUGUCAACAUCACAAUAUUAAAUGCAAUCCAAAGUAUAUUUUCUAAAGACACAUGACACGAUUAAUUUUUUUCUUCAAAAUUUGAAUCAUUUUAAAAAAAUUGAUAGAUUUUAACAGAACAACGACACACAUGACUCAGUCAUAUUUUUGAGCAUCAAAGAAAAUGGAAAAAAAAACUUGUGUUUUCGGAAUUAGAUAUUGAAGUCAUUUCUUUUUAAAAGCGAGCAUGUAAAUAAACAUCGAUUAUUUGUUUGUGGGAUGCACCCUUAGGCAAACACUGUAUAUCACUUGUUUAAUAUAUUAACCAAUCACUAUCAGUAACAUUUAGCUAUUAUAAAACCUGAUCCUUGAGAGAAAUAAAUCAUAUAAUACAUUCUACAUGCUGCAGUAAACAAUACCAUAUAAUGCCAUUAGGUACUCACUAAUGGUGACAGUCCGUUAAGUCACUUCUACCUUUAAAUUCGAAAAAAUGACAAUAUGCACCUGCAUCAAAAAUUGUAACCAUUUUUAAUGUACAUGAAUAUUAACACAUGAAAUAUAUUAUUGAUAUCAUGAUAUAUGUACAUGUAUGUACUGUAUAUAUUAAAAAAAUCAUGCAUAGGCAUCUUACUCCUCAAUGUGUGUUUGAAAAGUAUAUCAUUGAAAAAAUGUAAAUGAAACAUACUUCAAUAAAACAAGGAAAAUGUUCA
Magallana angulata is the source of this 3444-nucleotide messenger RNA. Its product is annotated as polycystic kidney disease 2-like 1 protein. The transcript is spliced from 14 exons. NCBI's taxonomy places the organism in Eukaryota, Metazoa, Mollusca, Bivalvia, Ostreida, Ostreidae. Bases 154 to 2622 code for a protein of 822 amino acids. The record is from RefSeq and is a predicted model, not a curated record. Gene Ontology annotation, biological process: detection of mechanical stimulus. Gene Ontology annotation, molecular function: calcium ion binding; calcium channel activity. Gene Ontology annotation, cellular component: membrane.